AUGAGCAAUGAAACAUGUCUUGAUAUCAAUGCUGAACUGUGGAGGUAUCGGCGUGAUUGGAGUACCCAGCCAUCGACAAUAUUCAUUUUUGCCUUCCUCUAUGCAGCAAUUAUUGUUAUCGGUAUCCUGGGCAAUCUCUGCGUCAUACUGGCCAUCUCAAGAACCAGGACACUGCAGACGGUACCAAAUAUGUUUAUUUUUUCGCUCAGCUGCUCCGACCUUGUGGUGUGCUGCACAUCAGCCACAAUAACGCCAAUUGCGGCUUUUAAAAAAGAGUGGAUUUUUGGUGCUACGCUAUGCUCAAUAGCUCCAUUUAUUGCUGUUAGUCCUCUUUUGCGACCAUUUACAAUAAGCAUGAUUUAUUCGCUGGCCAAGUUUGUCGAGUUGAAAAGUGCUUCUCAGAAAUUAGGCAAAAAACUCGUAUGUGGCCUCACACCAGAAGUCAGGAACAAGAAUACGUCAAAAUUCGAAAAGCUUAAUUUCGAGCACCAAUAG
Gongylonema pulchrum is the source of this 495-nucleotide messenger RNA. NCBI's taxonomy places the organism in Eukaryota, Metazoa, Nematoda, Chromadorea, Rhabditida, Gongylonematidae. The record is from the annotation of a GenBank genome assembly.